AAAACCCGGCUUGUGAAGAUCCGGGUCGCAGGUCCCAGGUAGAACUCGGAGGAUCUCUGAGGAACCGCCCGUUUCCAUGGUAACGGGAUGCUUUUACUGGCAGAUGUGACAUUUUCCGGAGCUUCAUCUUCAUCAUCAACUGGGACCGGGUCACGUUUCUGAUUCUGAAACCCGGCGGGUGAAGAUCCGGGUCGGUCCCGGGCCAGAACCUCUGGAGGAUCUCAGAGGAACCGCCCGUUUCCACGGCAACGGGACGCUUUUCCUGGCAGAUGUGACGUUUUCUGGUGCAGCUGGAGCUUCAUCAUCUUCCUCAUCUUCAUCAACUGGAACCGGGUCACGUUUGUGAUUCUGAAACCCGGCGGGUGAAGAUCCGGGUCAGUCCGAGGCCAGAACCCGGAGGCGGUUUCCACGGCAACGUGAUGCUGGAGGCGGCGCGGCUGAAGGACAUGAAGGAGCUGAAGGAGAUAAAGGAGACGACGAAGGAGUCGAUGAGGGAGUCGUGCCGCGUCUGCGGCCGCGAGCUGCUGGGGAACCAGCGGCGCUGGAUCUUCCACCCGGCGGCCCGGCUGAACCUGCAGGUCCUGCUGAGCCACGCGCUGGGCCGGGCCCUGACCCGGGACGGGGGGGGGGAGUUCUGCUGCUCCAAGUGCAGCUUCAUGCUGGAGCGCAUGUGGCGCUUCGACACGGUGCUGGCCCGCGUGGAGCAGCUGUCGCUGGAGCGGCUGCAGCGGCUGCUGCUGGAGAAGGAGCGGCUGCGCCAGUGCGUGGGCGGGCUGUACCGCCGCAGCAACCCGGGCCCGGGGCUGGUACCGGGGCCCGGGCCCCCCGGGGACGCCCCACUGCUGGAACUCUCCGCCCUCAACGACGCCCGCUACUCCGCCCUGAUCCGGGACGACCUGGCCUUCUCCGUGUACGAGUCCUGGGCCGGGAGGGACGACCCGGGCCCGGACCGGGACCAGAACCAGCACCAGUGUGUAGGCGACCCGGGGCCCCCGGGCCCGGGCCAGAGGCCCCGCCGGUGCCGGGGCUGCGCGGGGCUCCGGGUCGCCGACUCGGACUACGAGGCGGUUUGUAAAGUCCCCAGACGGGUCGGGAGACGCAGCACGUCCUGCGGGCCGGCGGCCAGAACCGCCGAGGCCCGGGGCCCGGACCCGGACAGAACCACCUGCGAGGACCGGACCCCCAGCCCGGCCUCGUCCGUGGAGUCUCUGGAGCCAGAACCGGGCCCGGGGGAGCGGGUCGUCCUCUGGGAGCCCGACCCGCCCGAGCCGUCCGGAGUUCUGGACACCGCGCUGGUUCUGCUGCGGGGCUGCCGGUACCGGCCCGUCAAGGCCCGCCGGGGCAGCAGGAUCCCGGUUCUGGUCAAGGACCCGUCGGGGGGAACCCCCGACCCGGACCCGGGCCGGUACCGGGACCAGCGGGAGACCCCGGAGGUUCUGGUGCAGCCGGACCUGCAGGACCUGCAGGACCUGCAGGACCAGUGGACCGACGAGUACGUGCAGUGUGGCCCGGUCCGGUUCCAGCAGCAGCCGAUGGAGCAGCCGGACCGGUACCAGAGCGACCUGCAGGCGGUCCAGAACCAGGUCCGGUCCCUGCAGAACCAGAUCCGGCAGAGCGAGGCCCGGAACCAGAAUCUGCAGCAGCAGCUGGACCAGAACCAGCUGGACCUGAGCUCGGCCCGGGACCAGGCCCAGAACCAGGAACGGGUCAACCAGAACCUGGCUGACGCCGCCGGUACCAGGGAGGCCGAGGCCGCCGAGCUGUACCGGGUCGUGGACGAGCAGAACCAGAUGUUGUGUUCGCUGAAACAGCUGGCCGACCGCAGCCAACUGCAGGUCUCCGGAGCAGAACCGGGCCCCUGCGAGGUCCUGGGCCUGCAGGCCUCGCUGUUCCAGGCCCAGCUGGAGCUGCAGGCGGCCCAGCGGGCCCAGCAGCGCAGCACCCGGGCCCGGGAGGACCAGAACCGGGCCCUGGACCGGCUGGAGGACGACCUGCAGGGGGCGCUGCAGCAGCGGAGGGAGACGGAGCAGCACAACCAGGAGCUGCAGGUGGUUCUGCAGGAGGUCCGGUCGGCGCUGCAGGACCGCGAGGAGCAGCUGGGGGCGAGCGAGCAGCAGCUACACAGGGAGCAGGAGGAGAGAGAGAGAACCGUCCGGGACCUGAGGACAGCGCUGCAGAGCAGAGACCAGCUGCUGCAGGACUACCGGGACACGUCGGAGGACCCGGAGGACCAGAGAGACGCUCUGGUCCAGAAACUCCGGCAGAGAAUCAAAGAGAGAGACCGAGCUCUGGAGCGAGCGGUGGAUGAGAAGUUCUGCCUCAUGAAGGAGAAGGACGAGGAAACCCGUCGAGUUCACCUGCUGCUCCGGGAGAAAGACCGGGACCUGGACAGGCAGCGCUGCGUCCUGUCCAACAACGAGGAGACCAUCACCAGUCUGGAGGUUCUGGUCCGAGGGAAGGCCCUGGAGCUGGAGCAGGUGACCGACGCCUGGAGAAGCGUCCAGCGUCUGCAGCGGGACGUGGAGGACAAGCAGAACUGUAUCUUGGGAGAGAGAGACUCGGUUAUCAAGCAGCUGCAGUCGGCUCUGCAGGUGCAGACACAGGAGGCUCAGGACCUGCGCCGGUCCCUGCUGGCUCAGAUCCAGUCCGGUCCAGGUGGCGUCCUGGAGGACCUGAGGGUCCGGGUCCAUCUCAAAGACCGGCUCUUCCAGGACGUUCUAGCAGACCGGACCCGUCAGGCCCAGGAGCACCAGGACCAGGUCCAGGACCUGCUGGGAACCAUCGGUUCCCGGGACCGGUACAUACAGGACUCGGCGAGCCGGUUCUCCGAGGUCCUGACGGAGCAGACGUUGAGGCUCCAGGAGCUCCGCCGACAGCUGAGCUCAGGGUCAAGGACGGAUUCUGGAGCGGACCUGAGCGGGGAGCUGCAGGUGGUCCAGGAGGAGCUGCAGGUGGCCCAGGAGGAGCUGCAGGUGGCCCUGAGGAGGGACCAGGAGAACCAGGAGCUGAGCCGGGGCCAGGCGGUCCGGCUGGACGCCCUGGGCAGGAGUCUGCACACCAAGGACGACAUCAUCAGGGACCUCCAGAGGCAGCUGGUGGACCCGUCAGAACUCCAGCUGGUGGAGCAGCUGACCCGGGAGGUCCAGGAUCUGAGGGAGAGCCUGUUCCUGCAGGGCCCCACGCCAGACCACCACCGGUCUGGUACCGGGCCCCCUGAGUUUGGAGAACCGAGCUCGGACGAGGAGGAUCUGAAGAGCGAGUCCACGGAGAGCGCUGGGGAGGACGAGUCCACCACGCAGAGAGGAGAGCCGGAGCUGAGCAGCCUGACGGGCGUCAAACACCUGGUGGAGCAGAAGCUGCAGGUGGAGAAGGAGCUGGUGGAGCUGAAGGUGCAGCUGGAGAAGGCCGGAUUCUCCUCCCUGUCCCAGAUGAGGAGAGCUUUGUUCAGCCUGAGAGCAGAAAACCACGACCUGAAGCUGCAGCUGGACCAAGACCUGAAGCCCGGUGGAGAGAAGGAGGAGGAGGAGGAGGAGGAGGAGGAGGAGGAGGAGGAGGAGGAGGAGGAGGAGGAGGACGGCUGGGAUGAAGGGAUGAAUCUGUCUCAGCAACACUUCCAGACGGAGGGUGAGGAGAGGAGGAAUCAACCCGGCGGAGAAGAGAUCCAGGAUCCAGCCAGCAGCUCGGCCCAGGACGUGGAGGACGCGGCGUCUCCGGCCGUGACGGUGCGUCUGCAGCAGCAGAGCAGCCGGGAGCUGCAGGAGAGGCUCAUGGUGUCCGAGGCCACGGUUCAGGCUCAGGCCGAGCAGCUCAAGGACUACCGGGAGCUGCUGACGGAGACGACGGUGCAGCAGGACAGCAAGCAGAUCCAGGUGGACCUGCAGGACUUGGGCUACGAGACCUGCGGCCGCAGCGAGAACGAGGCGGAGAGGGAGGACGCCAGCAGCCCCGAGUUCGAUGACCUGGAGAUGUGCACGUCCCUGGACUGCGGUUCCACGUGGUGGCCCAGCAAGUCCGGCGGCCAGAGCUCCGGAGAAGACGCUCCGUCUCUGCGGCGGCUGGUGGAGGAGCUCCGGUCCCAGCUGUCCCGGGCCCAGGCGGUGAUCCGCGGCCUGCAGGGCCGGCUCCGCUCCCUCUCCACCGCCAGCGACAACGCCCCCGCGACGCCCCGCAAGGUCAACUGGUCCUUCCAGGCCUCGUCCUCCCAGACGGGGACGGACGACGACGAGGGCUGGCAGUCGUCCGACGGAGGAGCGCUGGCGUCGCCCCGUCACCCGGGGAACGGCCUGCAGGAGCUCGUGUCCCGCGUGGACGCUCUGGAGGACCAGCUGAGGAACGGAAACAAGAAGGAGGACAAGGACAAGUCUGGAACCUGGCCGGGGAAGUUCGACACGCUGAUCCAGGCUCAGGCCCGGGAGCUGUCUCACCUGCGUCAGCGUCUGCGCGAGGGCCGGGGCGUGUGCAGCGUGCUGACGCAGCAGCUGGCCGACACCACCAAGGCCUUCGAGGAGCUGCUGAGGGCCAACGACGUGGACUACUACACGGGCCAGAGCUUCAGGGACCUGCUGGCCCAGAGUGGAGCGCUGGCCCAGCAGGUCGGAGCCAAGAUCAGCGGACGAGGCCGGUCCGAGGAUCCGGAGGAGAAGACGGAGCUGCUCGCCAUCCGGCUCAGUAAGGAGCUGCAGCAGAAGGACAAACUCAUCGAGUCUCUCCGGGCCAAGCUGAGCCACCGCGGCUCGGACACGCCCUGCAGCAGCCACGCCCUCUCCGACACCAGCGACCAAUCCGAUCGCAUCUCCUACGUCUCCGACGAGCACGGCUCCACCCACGAGGACCUGGAGCUCUGCUCCGACGUGGACGCCAGCGAGCCGGGCCAGGACGACGGCCAGGGGUCGGCCAGGACCGGUACAGAUGCCCACUGUCACCACGGCAACAUGUCACAGCUCUCAUCCGCCCCUCCAUCCUUCACCUCAUCCCACGGAGCUCAGUCGUGCCUCAGCUGUCCCAGCAUGCAUUGCCCGAGCUCGCCGCACACGGCUCAGACAGCUCCAGUCUCAGUCUGCCCCUCCUAUCACCUCCCCCCUUCCUCCAAUCAGAAGGCUCCCUUGCACUUCCAUCCUCACGGCUCGAACCUGCGAACCCGUUACCAAGGCAACGGGAGUUCGGGCUUCUCCCUGGCUGAAGUUCAGCAGGAGCUGCAGAUGUUGCAGCGGCAGCUGGGAGGCAGCUCCAGCUUCUCCACGCCCACAUCCAGACAUCUUCAGGGGUUCCCCUUCGCCCCCCAGCAGCCGGCGGACUUCCUGCCUCUCUCCUACUCAGGAUUCCAGCCGUCUCCCUUCAGGGGCGUCGGGACCGGCAGCCUGGACCACGGCUCGGCCAUGAAGGCCGGGGCCGGGCUCCUGGAGAGCAGUGCAUUGUGGGACACCACUUUCGGUGCCCGGCCGGCGAGAGUGGGAGCCGACCUGUCGUCGGGAUCGUCGGGGUACCAGUCAGGUACCAACCACACAGGGUCGGAGCUGAUGAAGGAGCACCUGAGGGAGAUCCGGACCCUGAGACAGAGGCUGGAGGACUCCAUCCAGACCAACGACCGCCUGCGGCAGCAGCUGGAGGACAGGCUGGCCUCCGCCGCCUCAGAAAAAGGUGCUCCCACCAACAUCUACAUCCAGAGUCUGGACUCGGCCGGCCAACUCUCGGGUCAGAUCCAGCUCCUGAAGGAGGAGAACCUGGACCUGCAGACCCGGCUGAAGGAGGCCACCAGAGAGGGCAGUAAAGAGGCGGAGCUACUGAGGGAGGCGGUGCUUCUGGAGCAGUCCCGGCUGAAGGAGGCGGAGCUAAUGGCAGAGAAGUGGGCGGGGCAGAACAGCAUCCUGCUGGGGGAGAACGAGGCUCAAGCUGAGGAGAUCAACCAGCUGAGACUGGACCGGCAGAGGAAGCAGGAGGCCGUCAACAGGCUGCAGCACGAGGUCGUGGUCCUGCAGCAGCAGCUGAGAGAGAACCAGGUUCUAGUCCGGUCCCUGCAGAACCAGCUGCAGGAGUGUGACUCGAGACCAGGUCAGGUGACGGACGAGGACCAAUCAGAGCUCAGCAGCACCAGCCUGAACCCCCGAGAGCUGCAGCAGCAGCUGGAGCGGCGUCUGGGGGGGGUGACGGGGGUUCUGGGGGGGCGGGGCCCCGCCCAGCUCCACCCCGCCCACCAGCAGACCUGCAGCCGUCAGGCUGAACCCGGACCUGUAGACGACGCCCCGUCCCCCCCGGUGAGGGACCUGGGACUCGUCAGCCCCCCAGGUCCUCCGGGACCCGCCCCAGGACCCGCCCCAGACGAUGACCGGCAUGUGGUCGCCCACGGCAACGACUUUGAGGCGCUGCAGCAGCAGAUCCUCGGGGGGACCGCCCUCCUCCUGAAGAUGGAGGCCACUAUCUACUCUCUGGGGGCCACGCAGGAGCCCCGGCCCCAUCAGCCCGGGGAGUCGGGGGUUUUCAGGAACCUGCUGUCGGCCACCAGAGCCCUGAAGCGGAUCCUGCAGGAGGCCGAUUCUCUGCUCCGGAUGUUCUGGAGAACAGCCCGGCCCGAGUCCGAGGAACCCAAACAGGACCCGUCUCUCAGGGAGGAAGUGUCUUCUCUCCGGCUGAAGCUCUCUCAGCGGGAGCAGGCUCUAAGGGACGCCACGGAGCGGCUGAAGAGCUCCAACCUGGCCCGGGACGGCAUGGAGCACUUCAUCCUGGGCCAACUGUCCAGAACGCGGGACGUCCUGAAGAAAGCCAAGACCAACCUGCAGGAGAACCAAGUUAAGAUCUCCUCCCUCCGCCAAGCUCCUCUCCUGUCUCCCUCUUCCUCCUCUUCCUCCUCCUCCUCCUCCUCUUCCUCGCUCCUCUGGCCCGGUGAAGGUGAGAACACAGGAAGCGUCCGUGACGUCUCCUUCUCUUCUGGUCGGCGUGUCGUGACGCCUCGACCUACAUCCACCUCCUCCUCUUCCUCCUCCGCCGCCCGGAGACCGUCUCCACGGCAACCGUCUCCCCGGCAACCGUCUCCCCGGCAACGCCCCCUGCAGGCCGUCUUCCUGUAGCGCGGCGACGGCGGAACGUCUCCAUCAAACUCCACCAGUUCAGACUGGAAACGCUGUAAAAGUCUCAGAGAAUCAUUUCAGUCGCAUCACUGUCUGGGGAGGUUUGUUCUGUCGGAGUAGUGGGGCUGCUUAAGUCCAUUUUUGAGCCGAAUCGUUCACUUCAUGGUACAAGCACCAAAUUUGGUAAUAAAAGUACGUUGCCCAGCUGAAAAUCCAAGAGUUUUCAAGAUGGCCGCCUCGUCAAACGCCAAAAAAAGGUUUUCGAGGUAGAACUUGAAUUAACAGAAGAAUGUUAAUGAUCCAAGCAUCAAAAUGAAUGUAUUAUGACUGGAAUAACUCGAUGGUGUCAAUUGAAUUCCAAUAUGGCUACCAAUUUUCAAGAUAAUGGCUAUUAAAUUACUAAAAAGUAGCGUUUUCACGUUUUUUCUUCAGUUUUCUGCAAUGAUCUUAAGUGAAAAUCUGCAAACUAAUGUCUUUGUUUGUGAGUGUUUUUUUCAUUUAACUCGCAUUGUAUCAUCAUAAUAUUCAAUAAUUUUGAUUUUCUAAAUGCAGAGAUGUAUUUCUCAUGUGCAAAAACACAUAUUUCAAUGUAUAAACCAUCAGAAUAAGACUAUUCAAUCAAAAUAUAGUUCAAACGCUGUUUCAAACCACUUUGAAUGGCGGCCAUCUUGAAAAAUGGUGGCCACUUUGUUUGUUCAAGUGGGCAACGUACUUUUAUGAGAUAGUAGGUCCAAGCACUUGUACCACAAAGUGAACGAUUUUUCAUUAAUGUGCUCCACUAGAGGAGGUUUGUUCUGUCUGAGGAGGUUUACGGAGGUUUACGGAUGUGAACUACUGGAACUCUUGCGUUAGCGGUAUGUGACGUGUGCAGGUGUUGCAACCGCCGGCUAAAAAUAUGGAAGCCUUUGGAACCUAUACCUAAAAAAUGUCCCAGAAAACUGCCGUUGAGAGAACUUGCAGACCGUCUUCAGCUGAUAAACCAGGGACGACCUCAAAGAAUCAGGACAGAAAAGGCAAAGCAACAUGUCCUGAAAAUAGAAAAUGAGGAAAAGCAGGUUUCCAUGAUGUGGUGGUUCCAUAUUUUUGCCGGCGGUUGCACAACCCCAAGUCCAAAAAACUCUGUAUGUGGAAAAUGGAAGAAAAAAAGCCGGGGAUCGUGACAUUUAUUUGAAUUUGAUGUCUUUUUAGACAAGUUUUUCCUCCUUAACUUCCUUUUAUUUGUGAAUAAACAACCAUUUUUACAUUUCAGACCUGCAACACAUUCCUGGAAUGUUGAGACAUGAAAAAUUUUACCACUUUUAAUGUUUCUGUUCCUUCUGAAAACAAUAAAAAUACGUCCUGGCACUGAGGAAACCAAGUGAUGAAGAGUUUUGGGAAUUUUCAGAUUUAAAAUCCUCCAUGAUUCUGCUUCUUUAAUCCUACAUCACCAUGGAAACGUGGAUUAUAUUGACUGAGGAGCGCCACAAGGCUCUGUGUCCGGACUUCUGCUUUAGUCAUUUAGUCAUUUAGUAAAGUCAGUUUCCCGAUCACUAUUCCAGUUUUACUAUUGGAGGAAAUGUUCUGCAUGCGCUCUGGACUGGAGGAAAAGAAAAGAAAAGACACUUGCAAACGUUAAGACGAGUUUCCAGAACAAGAAACAAACUAAAACUCUUCAUCGCUUGUUCCUCAACGUCAGAAUGAUUCAUAUUUGCCGCAGGAGGAAUGAAAACAUUACAAAGUGGUAAAAGAUCUACGGUACAACUGUUUCAGAAUGUGUUUCACACCUGAAAUGUAUAAAAAAAAGAUGUUAAUUAAUAAAUUAAGUGAAGUUGAUGAAAAAACAUGAAAUGUUUGGGAAAAUUUAGAACAACUGCUGUUUAUUUUUCUUCAUUUUCCACGUCUUUGUAAUUGUUUCUGAUUCAGGAUUGUACGAGAAAUGUUCUCUCUCGUUUUUACGAGACCCGUCUCUGUUUGGCUGAAGUCGGUUUCUGAUUUCUAUCAUUUAUUCUUCAUUCGUUUUUUUAAAUAAAUAACAGCAAAGUUGAACAAACAUAAAACCAGAUUUAAAGUCCUCGAGCCGUCGAUGGUUUUGAACUAAACUGGGUUUUAUGACCAUAACGCAGUUUUAUAAAAGAUACGUUUGUAAAUCCAUUCAGAAACCGACUUCAGCUCUGAACUUCAGGGAUUCCAGAGGAAAAACCGGUAAAACCCGGUCGAUACCAGCGAUAAAGGUGUCUUACACCUCUGAGCUUCCUGUUCCUGUUGUAGUUUUGCUCAGAGUGUGUUUGUCAUUGCAGCGUUUUGUGGAAACAAAGCCAUAUUUCCUGACAGUGCACUGCAAAAACUCCAAAUCUUAACAAGAAUAUUUGUCUUAUUUCUAGUUAAAAUGUCUCAUUUU
This is a messenger RNA of Cololabis saira (Pacific saury), 9438 nucleotides long. It is a transcript of the gene pde4dip, whose product is annotated as phosphodiesterase 4D interacting protein. The transcript has 34 exons. Gene Ontology annotation, cellular component: microtubule organizing center. The record is from RefSeq and is a predicted model, not a curated record. NCBI's taxonomy places the organism in Eukaryota, Metazoa, Chordata, Actinopteri, Beloniformes, Belonidae. The coding region runs from base 420 to 7061 and encodes 2213 amino acids.